Molecule: messenger RNA, 2121 nt
Organism: Rotaria sordida
Lineage: Eukaryota; Metazoa; Rotifera; Eurotatoria; Philodinida; Philodinidae
Source: the annotation of a GenBank genome assembly
AUUACGACAUUUACUAUUCAAAGUGACUUGAAAACUCCUUUAAUCAAUAGUUCAACUCGAAUUGUAAUAUUAUGGGCUGAUUCAAUUUAUACAUCUUUAAUUUUACAAUAUGCUCUUGAUUACAAUGUACUUGGUCCAAAGUUCAUAUGGAUAUUAAGCUCAAAUGCUCUAUUGAAUUCUUUUAAUCAAUCAUUCUAUCAAAACUUAAUUGGAAUACUUACUAUAGAACCUACAGUAGGAGCUAUUGUCAAUGCAUCAAUAAAUACAACAUUAUUAAAUGCAGCAUAUAAUAUUUGGCAACAAUAUGAACCUGAAUCAUUUCCUGGAGCAGCAGAAGUGAAUUAUUAUGCGCUAUUUGCAUUUGAUGCAACUUGGUCAUUAAUUCAAUCAUUACAACAACUUUGUUCAAUAACUACAAAUAGUUCUUCAUCAUGUAUAUCAAUUCUCAACUCUUCAUUCUGUUUUGAUUAUCGUGUUCUUAAUGCCAACUCUUUUUUUGAUACAAUUAUUAAUACUGAAUUUCUUGGUGUAUCUGGUCCAAUACAAUUUAGUAUCAAUGUAACAGAUCGAAUAAAUGGUAGUUAUUAUUUGCUACAAAAUGUUCAACCUUCUUCUAAUAGUGUAGCAUAUGUGCCAGUAUUGAAAUGGUCUGAUUCUAGCAAUUGGACAGAAUAUGCAUUAACAAAUCUAAUUGUAUGGCCUGGUAAUUCAUCAAUACCGCCUACCGGUCGUGCACUACUUUCAAGUAUCAGUGUACGGAUCGGUAUUAUUGAAUCAGCUCCAUUCACGAUGAUCAAUUCUACAAUAGAUGAAAAUGGACAAAUCACAACAAAGUAUGUUGGUUAUAUACCUGAUCUUAUUGAUCUUUUACAGGCGAAGAUGGGAUUUAUUCCUAAUCUUAUACUAACACCUUCAAAUCAAACCUAUGAUCAAAUAAUCCAAGCAGUGAAAAAUGGUCUCUAUGAUAUAGUGGUAGGUGAUGUCACAAUUACUGCUAACCGAAGAAAAUCUGUUGCUUUUUCGCGUUCAAUAUUUGAUAAUUCUUUACGUCUUAUUCUUCGAAAACAACGCCCUGUUAGAGUAGAUCUUGUAUCUUAUUUGAAGCCAUUCUCAUUGAAACUCUGGAUGCUAAUCUUGGUUUCUCUUAUCUAUGCUGCUGUCUUAAUAUGUCUAAUAGAACGACAAAAUAAUGAAUCCUUGCAAGAUAGAUCAAUAAUUUCAUCAUUUGCAAUGAGUUUAUGGUAUUCUAUUGGGAAUCUGAUGGGAUAUGGUGGUGAUAUGCAACCUUCAACAGCGGCUGGACGCUUAUUAACUGUUGGUUUAUACCUUUUAAGCUUGAUAUUAGCAGCAACAUAUGUUGCGAACUUAGCAUCUAAUCUAACAUUAACUAAAUCCGCGAAUAUGAUUUCUGGAAUUGAUGAUAUUAAAAAUGGCGAGAUACCAUAUAGUAAAAUAGGUAUUCGCUUAGGUACAGCUAGUGAAGAUUAUUAUUUACAACAAAUCUCUGCAUUCAGUCGAAAUUUUCGUGCAUUAAAAUCUCAACAAGACCUAUACGACAGUCUACUCAGUGGUGUCAUCGAUGCAUCUUUUUUGGAUAGCGGUGUUGCAGAAUAUAUAACUAAUAAUGUAUAUUGUAAUUUAACUUUAGUUGGAGCAGAUUUUGAUAAGAGUGAAUUCGGUAUUGUUAUUCCUAAAGAUUGGGCAUAUGAGCAAGAUUUAGAUGUAAAUAUAUUAGCAUUAAGAGAAUCAGGUGAACUUGAUCGUUUAGAAGAGAAAUGGUUUCAAAAAAAUGGUUGUCCUGAUUCAUCUAAUUCACCUGAUUCAUCUGAUGAGUCUGCUCUUCAUAUGAGCAUCGAAGCAAUGAGUGGAUUAUUUGUUACAUAUGCAGUCAUUACCAUUCUAUCAUUAUUAUUAUUCGCAUGGACAAAAAGGUUUCUUAUAAAAGAUAUUAUAUUGAAACUAAUGCGUCGAAAGGCUUUAUUAGUCGAACCAAAUGUUUCCGAAACAAGACAUUCCACUGUGCUUGUUAAACGAGCACACAAUAUUCUUUACAGUGAAGAAGUAAGUUUAAUGGUAGGUCUUGGCCCAUUAACUUCUAUCUAUUCUUCAGCAGCAUCAUGA